AAUGUCGCCAAAAAUAAUAAUGUCUGUAUAAAUAUCGCAUAAGGCCAGCUCCACACUUUGGCCUCAACGCCAUCGUCUCAACUCCCAAUGUUGGUGCCAAUACCAUUUUCUGUAUCCACACGUUAGACGAGAGGAAUUGGGACCAAAUUUGGCACCAACGUGUAGAGUCUGCCUAAAUGCCUGUUCAUACUGUGGCCCGUAUUUAUAUCACACACAAGUCACAAAUUAUUUUUCCCCGUCCAUUGACGCGACCUUGCAUCGGUGUUCUAGUGACGUCAUCGUUUGGUCGAUAUCUAGAUGCUCGUUUGUUAUUAACCCAAUAGUUGAUUUGGGACCGCCCCGUGUGGUCUCAAUUUCGGUACAUUUAUUUGUCUAGAAUAAUUAUUAUAAAGCUUAGAAAGUUUGUAUUUUAACUAGAGUUAAUUUAAAGAGUUUUGGAUUAUGAGAAAAUCAUCGAUGUAAAGUUUAGUGCUGUUUUGUGAUUGUGUUUUGUUAUUUCGACGCAUGCGCCGGUUGGUUGAAGGUUAUCAAUAAACAAAACAAAAGUGAUGGUAUGGAGUAAUAAUUUAGUUAGUAAAAACAUUAGAAGAGAAAUAACUUAUUGAAUUGAACCAAGCAUUUUGACUUAAACACUUUUACAUAGAGUUUUAUCAAUAUUUAAUGUUUUAUCACGCUUUGAUAAAUUAUUAUUUAUCAGUCGGACGUAACUCUCAUAGUAGUAUUAAUAUUUUAGUGACUGUGUAAUUAAAACAACUCAAAUGUACACUGUUUGAAGUGAAAAUGGAUAAAGCACAAAUAAUUUUAUGUGUUUUGGGAGUAAUUUGUUGUGCAGAUGCGUACAAAAUAUUAGUGGUUUUCCCUUUUCCAAUUCGGAGUUUGAACAAUUUGGGAGAAGGGUACGUUAGACACCUACUAAAGGCCGGGCAUGAGGUUAAAUUUAUCACAGCAUUUCCUCUGAAAAAUGAGAAAAAUGAAAAGCUUCGACAAAUCGACAUUAGCAGCAACCAUCAGUUAAUGGUGUCAGGAGAUUCUACCUUCUCUAUCAAAAGUGUAAUGGAUGGACAAAUACCGAUGAACGAUGUCAAAAUGAUGCAAGAGUUCGGACUAUAUUCCAGUAUUAUGAUGUUCGAACAUGAAAACGUGAAGAAGUUCUUAGAAGACACAAGCCAGCAGUUUGAUGCUGUGAUAGUAGACCUGUAUGAGACGGAAAUAUAUUCUGGAUUAUCAGCUCUCUACAACUGCCCAAUGAUCUGGAGUUACUCUAUGGGCGCGCACUGGUUGGUUCUUCGACUGAUAGAUGAGCCGACAAACCCUGCCUACAGCGCCGACUACUUGUCAUCCAACGUGCUGCCCUUCACCUUCAAACAAAGGCUGGAGGAACUGUGGGCGCAGAUCUUAUGGACCUGGACGAAGUGGACAAGCACAAUGCCAAAAGAAAAGGAAGCCUUCACCAAGUACUUCAAACCACUGCUAGAGAACCGUGGGCAUACAUUACCAGAUUACGACCAGCUCAUAUACAACGCUUCUUUGAUCUUCGGCAAUGAGCACCACGCUUUUGGAAACAUACCAAGAACGCCGCAGAACUUCAAAUUUAUUGGCGGGUUCCACAUCGAGAGCCCUGCCAAGCCGUUGCCAAAAGACUUACAAACAUUAAUGGAUAACUCAAAAGAUGGCGUCAUAUACUUCAGUAUGGGAUCCACUUGGAACAGCAAGGACCUGCCAGAAUCAGUUGUGGAAGGGCUGGUGAAGAUGUUCGGAGAACUAAAGCAAACCGUCAUUUGGAAGUUCGAAGCCGAUUUGCCGAAUUUACCGAAGAACUUGCAUAUCACCAAAUGGGCUCCUCAGCCUAGUAUUUUAGCACAUCCCAACUGCCUGUUCUUCAUCACCCACGGUGGUCACUUAUCAUCGACGGAAGCUAUCCACUUUGGCGUGCCCAUCAUCGGAGUUCCAAUCUUCUUUGACCAGUUCAUCAACAUCAACAAAGCACUGUCUAAGGGAUAUGCCCUUAAAGUACACCUGAAUUAUGAUUUGCCCAGAAAUCUGAAGACUGCUAUACAAACAAUGCUGAGCGAUUCAAAUUACAGAAAACAAGCAAAAGAACUAUCCUCGAUCUACCACCACCGUCCCGUGCCCCCUGGUCAAGAGAUGGUGCACUGGGUGACGCACGUCAUCCGCACUGGUGGGGCACCCCAUCUGAGGUCACCCGCGCUAAACAUGGCGUUCUACCAGAAGAUGUAUUUGGACUUCGCUGCGUUGGUAGCAGUAAUUGUUGUAGCAGUUGUUUUGGUAGUAAAGAAAUUGUGUGGAGGAAGAAAAGCUGUGCCGAAAGAGAAGAGGAACUGAUGAUAGUUUCAAUAUAAGUUUUUUAAGUCUCGAUGUUUGUUUUUGUUUUAGGUAAGUUGAAGUUUAGUGUCUGUCUAUUAAAGUUCUUAUCUUUAUGAACA
Messenger RNA from Ostrinia furnacalis (Asian corn borer), 2444 nucleotides. RefSeq names its product UDP-glucuronosyltransferase 2B1-like. The transcript is spliced from 8 exons. NCBI's taxonomy places the organism in Eukaryota, Metazoa, Arthropoda, Insecta, Lepidoptera, Crambidae. Gene Ontology annotation, molecular function: UDP-glycosyltransferase activity. Bases 781 to 2343 code for a protein of 520 amino acids. The record is from RefSeq and is a predicted model, not a curated record.